CACAGAUAGACAGACAGACAGAGAGACAGAGAGAGAGAAAGAGAGAGAGACAGAGAGACAGACAGAGAGAGACGGAGAGAGACGGAGAGAGAGAGACAGCGAGAGAGACAGAGAGAGACAGACAGACAGAGAGAGAGAGAGAGAGAGAGAGAGAGAGAGAGAGAGAGAGAGAGAGAGAGAGAGAGAGAGAAGCGAUCUCACAAAACGGUAUUACUCUCAGCUAGACGGAAAACAGUGAACAGAAGGGAGACAAAAGCAUUAGACAAAGCGAGAAAGAUGUGACUGAUUUAAAUAGCCACACUUAGACAGCAGUGAAAUUACACGGGGCUCAAAUAAACAAGGGAUAGAAAGAGAGAGGAAAUUUUAAUCCUCUUGGCAUGUGAGUGGAUCCCUGACUGUGUGUAUGUGUGUGCUGCAGUUUGUCGGUGCUGUUGGGACGCUUUGGACUGGAAUGUAUCUGAGUUAACCUCGGGGGGCUUUCGGGAAGACACAGCUCUCUCACCAUGCUGGGCAAAGAUUACAUGCUCGCCAUCAUCAUUGUCAACUAUGACGAUAACAUCUGGAAUGAUCAGAGUUUGGAGCUGGACUCAGAUUUGCCUCCAGGGUGGCGGACUAUACAUGACAGUACUGGCACCUAUUACUGGCACGUGCCCACAGGCACCACUCAGUGGCAGCACCCCUCCUACAGUGCAGAGGAGGAACAAAACACCAUUAACGACAUCACUGCCAGCCAGAUCAAGACUGCUGCAGAUGGCAGACGAGAAUCAAGAGGCAGACUGACUGAAAACCCGCUGCCCUCUCUGAGUGAAAGGGCCUCCUGGCAGGAAGAGUAUUUCUGUGCCAACAUGGACCCCGACUCCAAGUGUUUUGCUGUGCGCUCGCUGGGCUGGGUGGAGAUCCCAGAGGAGGAACUGACCCCUGGCAAGAGUAGUCUGGCGGUGAACAACUGCAUCCAGCAGCUCUCUCAGAGUAAAGCUGAGGUGCCAGGUGCAGUGGGCGCCUGGGGAGAGGGUCAGGAUAUGAUGAUGGUACUCAAGAAGGACACUCUCAGCUUAAUGGACCCUGUGGACCGCAGUCUCAUCCAUUGCCAACCCAUAAUCAACAUUCGUGUGUGGGGGGUGGGCUGCAACAAUGGAAGUAUCCUUUUCCUCUGUAGGGACUUUGCCUUUGUGGCCAGUGAUAAAGACACCUGCAUGCUCAAGUGCCACGUGUUCCGCUGCAACGCUCCAGCCAAGACCAUCGCAUCUGCCCUGCAUGAGAUGUGCUCCAAGAUCAUGGCUAAGAAAGCAGCACUGCAGCCCUCCAUGGCCCGUUCUCUCACAAUGGAGAGCAUCUCCCCAGAGGACCUGCCCCGCCAAGUGGACUUCUUGGAAGCAGUGAGGCAGAGGGUGCAGAAGUUUGAGGUUGAGUACGUUGGAAACUUGCCUGUCUCCAGGGCAAUGGGAAUGGAGGUAUUGAACAGAGCAAUUGAGAGUAUUAUGCACUCCAGAGACAGAGAUGAGUGGGAGCCAAUCGUCAUCCACGUGUCUGAUACAGUUCUAUCUUUAUGGAGAGGAGAGGAUGGAGAGGACCCAUUUUGGGAAAGUCAGGUACGUUACUUGACUUUCCUGGGUGUGGGUCAUGACACACACACUUUUGCAGUCAUAGUGGACGCUGGAACCCAGCGUUUUGAGUGUCAUGUGUUCUGGUGCGAGCCCGAUGCUGGGAUCAUCUCUGAAGCAGUUCAGGCUGCAUGCAUGGUUCAAUACCAGAAGUGUUUGGUUGCACAGACUCCUCCUGUGAGGUCCAAAAUGUGGCGGGCAGGCUCCAAAGUCAAACGAGCCAACUCCAUGGAUGGCUCCAGCUUCUUGCCCAGGCACCAAGGACACAUACCAACCAAAAUGGCCUCUCCCAGCGUGACGAAGGGCUUGCUGGCCUUUUUUGAGACAUUCCGCAAUAAACAUUCUGCGGUACCCACACCCUAACAACAGCGACUGGGCUUGAUGGGGUUUGAGGAGAGGGGGUAUCAGGGGAUGGAGGGAUGAAAGAAAUGAAAGAAUAUAAACAUGAAGGUUUAGAAAACUGUCCAGCCUUUUGCAUGCUAUGAAAAUCCAGCUUAAUUUCUUCAAUAUGACCUUAGAAUUAAUGAAGAAACACAACUUACCUAAUUGCCCUUAAUAAAAGUGUUUUAGUAAUUGACAAAUCUUAAUAAAGGUGUGCAGAACAGUGUUUAUAUGAGAACACUGAGGUGCUGUGUUCUCACAUUCCAAACAUUUAAGGAAGCCUGACCGCCCUGUUCUUCAAUCUAAAUGAUAAUUUGAUAACUUUGUGAAUGAGUAACACCUACUAAUCCUGGAAGCUGUGUAACUGUAGAAUCAGAGGAGAAACAUAGCUCAACAUUUAAAAAAAUCUAGAGCUGUGUUUUUUUUUUUAUAACAAAUAUCUAUGUACAGGACCGUGACCUAAUUCUUAUUCAACUAAUAUGUAGAGGGGAGAAAUGUUCAGUUUUAGGUCACAUUUAUGUUCAAAGAGUGAAGUACAGAUACAUUUUAUCUUCAAACAUACUAUUUAGAAGUGUCCACAUAUUAACAGUAAACAUUUUUGAAAGAGGAUGAUGUUUGCUGUUCUAACACACCUCAAAAUGUCAAGUCUUUAUUAAUACAGUUAAACAUAGGCUGAUGUGUCGUUACUCAUUUUGAAUGAUCUGCAAACAGAGCAAUCUUCGAACACAACAAAGAGACCUCAAAUAGCAUAGUCCUAUAGGUGUAAGAAUCGUGCUUUUUGUAAAAACCUACUUGUGUGAUUUACAUUUGUUCCUAUUGUGUGCUCAAGAGAUGCAGAUGAGAAGAUAUCCUUGAUCCUGAGUAAAGACAGGCAUUGUUAUAACAUUGUAGAGACAGGCUUGUUAUAAUCCCUCUGGUUUGUGGACCCCUCAGUUUAGUGCCAACGUUUCAUGAUUUUGCACAUGCUUGGAAAUACGAGGCUUCGCUCGGGUAUGUUUGAGAACACAAGCAGAGGGCUUUAGAGCUUUAACAACUAGCCAAGAAUGAACUUGAAUAAUUUAAACAAUAAGAGACCAUAGUUACUUGCUAAACAUGUGAUUUACAUCCAAAGGUGGUGCAGAUAAAGGAUCCACAAUUCUGUUUCACUGCAGGACUACCUUUAUUUGCAUAAAUUUGUUAAUGAAUGCAAAACAGCAUAACCCAUAAGCUGUUUGAAAGCACUUGCCCUUAGUGCAUAUUGAUCUGAGAUGCCCACAUGCUCUUUAUCACCCACACAAAUACCACUGAAGGAAGUAAUUUGAUGCUGUAUCUAAUAUAUGCAACUACUCCUUCCUUUAAUUAAAAAAAAAACAAAACAAAAAAAAAAAAAACAUAUUAUAUCAAAAAUAAACUCAGGUCUCCUUAAUGCUAAACUAUGGGGUAAAAACAUAACAGGCAGAGAAAUUGACGACUCCUCAGCAUGUCAUAUGAUUAUAAGUGAGAAGCCUUGAAAAGAGAUUUUGACUGAUAGUCAUAGUCAAUGGUCAUGUAGCACCUUGUGUUUCUUAGUUUUCCUUUUUAUACUCUCUGUAAAGAAAUCUCUCUCUCUCUAUAUAUAUAUAUAUUUGCAGUAUUUCAGCACAAAACUAGGAUGUCAUGUAAAUGGUUUUGUAUUAUGCAUUGUGUUUGCUAUUAUUAUUAUUAAUUGUUAUUAUUGUUGUUAUUAUUCAGACUGACAUGCCAACCCAAAUCCACAAUUUGGUGGAAUUAGUUGGGUCAUUAAACUGCUUGAAUCUCUGGCUCUGUUGUCAUAUUUUGCGUGUCAUUGUCCUUCUAUACACCCACUUUUUCUUCAUUAUUUCAAAUCCCUCCUCACUCCACACUUGUCGAGGUGAAAAGUAUGAAAAAAUAAUCCCACAUACUGUAUGGAAACAUCAAUUUUCUUAUGGGUAUUCUUCCAUUCAAUUCCUUAAUGCAUGCUUAAGAAGACUUUGGAUUGAGUCCCUAUUUUCUAUCUUGAAUUGUAUUCCUCUUGUCUGGUGUUGUCACGUUUAAAUGUGUUUUUGUUCAUGUUUUGUUUUCAUACCUUUUAAUUUUAAAUUAGUUUACUUCC
Messenger RNA from Myxocyprinus asiaticus (Chinese sucker), 4074 nucleotides. It is a transcript of the gene apbb3, whose product is annotated as amyloid beta (A4) precursor protein-binding, family B, member 3. Gene Ontology annotation, molecular function: amyloid-beta binding; transcription factor binding. Gene Ontology annotation, biological process: regulation of DNA-templated transcription. Bases 504 to 1964 code for a protein of 486 amino acids. Gene Ontology annotation, cellular component: cytoplasm; nucleus. The transcript has 12 exons. The record is from RefSeq and is a predicted model, not a curated record. NCBI's taxonomy places the organism in Eukaryota, Metazoa, Chordata, Actinopteri, Cypriniformes, Catostomidae.